ACCUUCUCUCUCUCUCUCUCUCUCUCUCUCUAUAUAUAUAUAUAUAUAUAUGCAAACAUGUAUGUAUGUGAAUUCUCUCUCUAAAGAACACAUAAACAUCUAACCAGUUCUUCGUUCCAUGCUGAGAGCCAUUUUUUCAUGCAGACAUGAUACCAGGUGAAUUGCCAAAACUACCCCUCAUCGUCAAGCCCUUCAUCCUUUCUCUCUUCUUCUCUCUAUCUUUCUUAGCCUUUAUCUAUCUACAAACCCCACGUCAUACCUUGAAAAAAGACCCGACAAACUCCUCCCCGGACCUCAAGAUCCGACCAGGAUACUCCUCCUACGAUGUCUACAUCGAACGCCAGCUCAACAAGACCCUUAACCCGAAACUCCGACAAAUAUGGACUACCCGGGAUUGGGACCGGAAAGUUGAAGUUUUCUCCGGGUUUUUCGACAGUUUAAAGCAGAGAAAACUACUGUUUAACGGGUCAAAAGCGCUUUGUGUUGGAGCCCGGGUCGGGCAAGAGGUGGCUGCAUUAAAACGGGUCGGUGUAAAUGACUCUGUGGGUAUAGAUCUAGUGCCUUACCCUCCAUUGGUGUUGAAGGGUGACUUUCAUCAUCAGCCGUUUGAUGACGAGACUUUUGAUUUCGAAUUCUCCAACGUUUUUGAUCAUGCACUUUAUCCUGAGAAAUUUGUCGGAGAGAUCGAACGGACGUUGAAGCCCGGCGGGAUUUGUGUUUUACACGUAGCGUUAUCUCGAAGGGCAGAUAAAUAUUCGGCCAAUGACUUGUACAGUGUGAAACCAUUGAUAAAAUUGUUCAAACUAUCAGAAGUUGUUAAGGUUAGGAGUGUCGAUGGAUUUGGAUUGGACACUGAAAUUGUUUUUCGGAAACACAACUUAUAAUUCCAUGUAAGUUUUCAGUCUUAAGAUUUUUCUAUUUAUAUUUUUUCGAGAUUAAUUUAUUACAGAAGGAAAAAGGACGAGAAUUUUGUUUCAAUUAUAAAAUUGACGAUGGAAUGAUUUAAUGUUAC
This is a messenger RNA of Olea europaea var. sylvestris, 1012 nucleotides long. RefSeq lists its product as uncharacterized. NCBI's taxonomy places the organism in Eukaryota, Viridiplantae, Streptophyta, Magnoliopsida, Lamiales, Oleaceae. The record is from RefSeq and is a predicted model, not a curated record. Gene Ontology annotation, molecular function: S-adenosylmethionine-dependent methyltransferase activity. The coding region runs from base 147 to 884 and encodes 245 amino acids. The transcript has a single exon.